This is a messenger RNA of Juglans microcarpa x Juglans regia, 2663 nucleotides long. RefSeq names its product cullin-3A-like. Bases 378 to 2579 code for a protein of 733 amino acids. Gene Ontology annotation, cellular component: cullin-RING ubiquitin ligase complex. Gene Ontology annotation, molecular function: ubiquitin protein ligase binding. Lineage: Eukaryota; Viridiplantae; Streptophyta; Magnoliopsida; Fagales; Juglandaceae. The transcript has 2 exons. Gene Ontology annotation, biological process: ubiquitin-dependent protein catabolic process; protein ubiquitination. The record is from RefSeq and is a predicted model, not a curated record.
GUCAUUCAACGUUAAUCUGAACCUUUUAAAAACCGUACGGUAGAGAUUUCAAGAUUCUUUUAUCUUCCUUUCAACUCUCAAAUUUCAGCUAAUUCCUCUCUCGAAACAAAACCCUAAUUGCCCGUUGGCUUAACCUCGGCAAUCCUAAUUUCGGUAUACCACUCUAAGAAUCCCCUGAUACUCACCUUGUGAUUGGAGCCAAAAAGGUUGGGCUUCAUUUUUUUUCUUCUUGUUAUAGGAUCCGUGUAAUUUCCGUCUCAAUCGGUGGGUUCGAAUUGACGGCCCGUGGGAUAAUUCGGGUUUGCUUUGGGGUUAUACGGAGAGUCGGCGUAUCUGUGGUGCUAUUAGGGCUUGUGAGAGAGCUGUAAUCGGAGAAUAUGAGCGCUCAGAAGAAGAAGAACUUUCAGAUUGAGGCGUUUAAGCACCGGGUCGUGGUGGAUCCGAAAUACCCUGAGAAGACGUGGAAGAUUCUAGAGCAUGCGAUCCACGAGAUUUACAAUCACAAUGCUAGCGGGCUCAGUUUCGAAGAACUUUAUAGGAAUGCUUACAAUAUGGUGCUGCAUAAGUUUGGAGAGAAACUCUACUCUGGACUGGUGACAACCAUGACUUCUCAUCUAAGUGAAAUAUCUAAAUCAAUUGAAGCAGCUCAGGGGGAGGUAUUCUUGGAAGAGCUGAACAGGAAAUGGGCAGAUCAUAACAAGGCAUUGCAGAUGAUCCGAGAUAUAUUGAUGUAUAUGGAUAGGACUUUCAUACCAAGCACCCACAAAACCCCGGUUCAUGAGCUUGGGUUGAAUUUAUGGAGAGACGUUGUUAUCCACUCCAGCAAAACCCAAACUAGGCUUCGGGAGACACUUCUUGAGCUUGUGUAUAGAGAAAGGAAUGGUGAAGUUAUAAAUAGAGGUUUGAUGAGGAAUGUUAUAAAGAUGCUAAUGGAUUUAGGUUGUUCUGUUUACCAAGAAGACUUUGAGCAGCAUUUUCUUGAAGUUUCAGCAGAUUUUUACCGUCUUGAAUCUCAACAAUUUAUUGAGUCAUGUGAUUGUGGGGAUUAUUUGAAGAAGGCGGAGAGACGUCUGAACGAAGAAAUGGAGAGAGUGUCCCAUUAUUUGGAUACCAGAAGUUUAGAUAAGAUAACUAAUGUCGUUGAAAAGGAGAUGAUUGAAAGUCACAUGCACAGACUAGUUCAUAUGGAGAACUCAGGCUUAGUUAAUAUGCUUGUGAAUGACAAAUAUGAGGACUUGGGGAGGAUGUAUAACUUGUUUCGCAGGGUGCCCGCUGGGCUCUCUAUUGUGCGAGAUGUCAUGACCUCAUACAUUCGGGAUACUGGUAAGCAGCUAGUGACUGAUCCAGAAAGGUUAAGGGAUCCGGUAGACUUCGUGCAACGUUUGUUGGAUUUAAAGGAUAAAUAUGACCAAAUCAUCAGUUUGGCAUUUGGCAAUGACAAGACAUUCCAGAAUGCUUUGAAUUCCUCUUUUGAGUACUUUAUCAAUUUGAACGCUCGGUCCCCAGAAUUCAUUUCUUUGUUUGUGGAUGACAAGCUUCGAAAAGGACUGAGAGGUGUCAGUGAGGAAGAUGUGGAGGUUGUGCUGGACAAGGUCAUGAUGCUUUUUCGUUACCUACAAGAGAAAGACGUGUUUGAGAAGUAUUACAAACAGCAUUUGGCCAAGAGGCUUCUUGCUGGGAAAACGGUCUCUGAUGAUGCAGAAAGAAGUUUGAUUGUUAAGCUUAAAACAGAGUGUGGCUACCAAUUUACGUCUAAACUGGAAGGUAUGUUUACUGACAUGAAGACCUCUCAGGAUACAAUGCAGGGCUUCUACGCAAGCCAUGGUGCUGAGUUAGGGGACAACCCAACUUUAGCUGUCCAGGUGCUCACUACAGGUUCGUGGCCAACUCAACCAAGUGCUACAUGCAACCUUCCAGCAGAAAUCUUGGUGGUAUGUGAGAAGUUCAGGAGUUAUUAUCUUGGGACCCAUACUGGGCGAAGGCUGUCCUGGCAAACAAACAUGGGCACUGCUGAUUUGAAAGCAACCUUUGGGAAGGGCCAGAAGCAUGAGCUGAAUGUUUCUACCUACCAGAUGUGUGUACUGAUGCUUUUCAACAAUGCCGAUCGGUUGAGUUAUAAAGAGAUUGAGCAAGCCACAGAGAUACCUGCCUCAGACUUGAAGAGAUGCCUACAGUCUCUGGCCUGUGUGAAGGGGAAGAAUGUUUUGCGAAAGGAGCCUAUGAGCAAGGACAUAGCUGAGGAUGAUGACUUCUUCUUCAAUGACAAGUUCACGAGCAAGCUCUAUAAGGUAAAAAUAGGUACCGUGGUUGCACAGAGGGAGUCUGAACCCGAAAAUCAGGAAACCCGACAAAGAGUGGAGGAGGACAGGAAGCCUCAGAUCGAGGCAGCAAUUGUGAGGAUCAUGAAGUCGCGGAGGACUUUAGAUCAUAAUAACAUUGUUGCUGAGGUGACAAAACAAUUGCAGGCUCGGUUCAUGCCAAACCCUGUUGUCAUAAAGAAACGAAUUGAAUCCCUCAUUGAGCGGGAGUUUUUGGAGAGGGAUAAAAAUGAUAGGAAAAUGUAUCGGUAUCUUGCUUGAAGAAACAAACAUAAAAACUUAUCAAAUAUUGUCCAAGGUAUUUGCUUGGCAUGGCACGUAUGAUUAUAUCCUCCAUUUGUUGAA